Columba livia (rock pigeon) is the source of this 3359-nucleotide messenger RNA. It is a transcript of the gene UBA1, whose product is annotated as ubiquitin like modifier activating enzyme 1. The transcript has 17 exons. Gene Ontology annotation, biological process: DNA damage response; ubiquitin-dependent protein catabolic process; protein ubiquitination. The record is from RefSeq and is a predicted model, not a curated record. The coding region runs from base 25 to 2175 and encodes 716 amino acids. NCBI's taxonomy places the organism in Eukaryota, Metazoa, Chordata, Aves, Columbiformes, Columbidae. Gene Ontology annotation, molecular function: ubiquitin activating enzyme activity. Gene Ontology annotation, cellular component: nucleus; cytoplasm.
CGCGGCGCCUCUUAGGAGCGGCCAAUGGGAAGGAGCCGUGGGCGGGGCUGCGAGAGGCGGGAGGAGGCGGGCGGGGAAGAAGCCGCCGCCAUCUUGUGGCGGAGGAGCCGAGCGGAGCGGGCGGGACCCGGCGGCGGGGCCUGGACAGCGAGAUUGAUGUCCAGCUCCCCGCUGUGCAAGAAGCGCCGCGUCUCCGGGUCAGCGCAGCCGACGGGCCCCUCCCCCGACCCCGCCCCCACCCCCGGCAGCACCCCCACAAACGGCUCGGCGAUGGCCAAGAACGGUUCGGAGGCCGAGAUCGACGAGGGGCUCUACUCACGGCAGCUGUACGUUUUGGGGCACGAGGCCAUGCGGCGCAUGCAGACGGCGGCCGUGCUGGUGUCGGGACUGCGGGGGCUGGGCCUGGAAGUGGCCAAGAACUUGGUGCUGGGGGGGGUCAAGGCCGUGACCUUACACGACCCCCACCCCGCCAGCUGGGCCGACCUCUCCUCCCAGUUUUACCUCCGCGAAUGCGACGUCGGCCGCAACCGGGCUGAGGCCACGCUGCCCCGAGUGGCCGAGCUCAACACGUACGUGGGGGUGACCAGUUGUACCGACCCCCUCACCCCCCAAUUCCUGGAGGCGUUUCAGGUGGUGGUUCUGACCAACUCUCCGCUGGAGGAGCAGCUGUGGGUCGGCGAUUUCUGUCACGAGCGCGGGAUCAAGCUGGUGGUGGCCGACACCAGGGGGCUCUUCGGGCAGCUUUUCUGCGAUUUUGGGGACGAUUUUGUGGUGACCGACACCAACGGGGAGCAGCCGCUCAGCGCCAUGGUCUCCAUGGUCACCAAGGGCUGCCCGGGGGAGGUGACGUGUCUGGACGACGCCCGUCACGGCUUCGAGACCGGGGACUUCGUGACGUUCACCGAGGUGGAGGGCAUGGAGGAGCUGAACCGCUGCGGCCCGCUCGAGAUCCGCGUGCUCGGCCCGUACACGUUCAGUGUCGGCGACACCAGCGGGUUCAGCGACUACGAGCGCGGGGGAAUCGUCACCCAGGUCAAGAUGCCCAAGCGCAUCCGCUUCAAGCGGCUGCGGGAGUCGCUGGCGGAGCCGGAGCUGCUGGUGACCGACUAUGGGAAGGUGGAGCGAGCACCCAUGAUGCACCGGGGCUGGCAGGGGCUGCACCACUUCACCCAGAGACAUGGCCGCGCGCCCCGCCCCCAGCACGCGGGUGACGCAGCAGAGGUGGUGGCCCUGGCGCGCGCCGUGUCCCCGGGCUCGGCGCUGGACGAGGAGCUGGUUCGCCAGUUGGCGUUUCAGGCCACGGGCGACCUGGCGCCGCUCAACGGCUUCAUCGGGGGGGUCGCCGCGCAGGAGGUCAUGAAGGCGGUGUCGGGGAAGUUCACCCCCAUCCAGCAAUGGUUGUAUUUCGACGCCCUCGAGUGUCUCCCCGAGGAGAACAGGGAGCAGCUGCUGACCGAGGAGACGUGUCGCCCGCGCGGGAACCGCUAUGACGGGCAGGUCGCCGUGUUCGGGACGGGGCUGCAGGAGCGGCUGGGACAGCAGAAAUACUUUGUGGUGGGCGCGGGCGCCAUCGGCUGCGAGCUGCUCAAGACGUUCGCCAUGAUGGGCCUGGGCUGCGGCCCCGAUGGCGGCGUCACCGUCACCGACAUGGACACCAUCGAGAAAUCCAACCUCAACCGGCAGUUCCUGUUCCGGCCCUGGGACGUCACGAAGCUGAAGUCGGAGCGGGCGGCGGCGGCGGCGCGGGAGAUGAACCCGGCGCUGCGCGUGAUUGGCCGCUCGGAGCGCGUGGGGCCCGAGACCGAGCGCGUGUUCGACGACGAGUUCUUCGAGGGGCUGGACGGGGUGGCCAACGCGCUCGACAACGUGGACGCGCGGCUCUAUAUGGACCGGCGCUGCGUUUACUACCGCAAGGCGCUGCUGGAGUCGGGCACGUUGGGCACCAAGGGCAACGUACAGGUGGUGGUUCCGUUCCUGAGCGAAGCCUAUAGCUCCAGCCAGGACCCCCCCGAGCGCGCCAUCCCCAUAUGUACCCUGCGCAACUUCCCCAACGCCAUCGAGCACACGCUGCAGUGGGCGCGUGACGAGUUCGAGGGGCUCUUCAAGCAACCGGCGGAGAACGUCAACCAGUAUCUGACGUAUGGACCCUAUAGAACCCCUAUAGAACCCCCAUAGAAUCCCCAUAGAACCCCCAUAGAACCCCUAUAGAAACCCCAUAGAACCCCCAUAGAACCCCCAUAGAACCCCUAUAGAAACCCAUAGAACCCCUAUAGAAACCCAUAGAACCCCCAUAGCCCCACAGAACCCCUAUAGAACCCCUAUAGAACCCCUAUAGAACCCCUAUAGAACCCCCAUAGAACCCCCAUAGCCCCACAGAACCCCUAUAGAACCCCUAUAGAACCCCUAUAGAACCCCUAUAGAACCCCCAUAGAACCCCUAUAGAACCCCUAUAGAACCCCCGUAGAACCCCUAUAGAACCCCCAUAGACCCAAGGAACCCUUAUAGAAACCCCUAUAGAAAACCCAUAGAACCCACAUAGCCCCAUAGAACCCCUAUAGAACCCCUAUAGAACCCCCAUAGAACCCCUAUAGAACCCCCGUAGAACCCCCGUAGACCCCCUAUAGAACCCCCAUAGACCCAUAGAACCCCUAUAGAAACCCCAUAGAACCCCCAUAGCCCCAUAGAACCCCUAUAGAACCCCUAUAGAAACCCCAUAGAACCCCUAUAGAAACCCCAUAGAACUCCCAUAGCCCCACAGAACCCCCACAGAACCCCCAUAGAACCCCCAUAGAACCCCUACAGAACCCCCAUAGAACCCCUAUAGAAACCCCAUAGAACCCCCUUAGCGCCAUAGAACCCCUAUAGAAACUCCAUAGAACCCCCAUAGAAUCCCCAUAGAACCCUCAUAGCCCCAUAGAACCCCCAUAGAACCCCCAUAGAACCCCUAUAGAAAACCCAUAGAACCCCUAUAGAGACCCCGUAGAACCCCCUUAGCGCCAUAGAACCCCUAUAGAACCCCCAUAGAACCCCCAUAGCCCUAUAGAACCCCUAUAGAACCCCCAUAGAAACCCUAUAGCCCCAUAGAACCCCUAUAGAACCCCCAUAGAACCCCCAUAGAACCCCUAUAGAACCCCCAAAGAACCCCUAUAGAAACCCCAUAGAAACCUCACAGAAGCCCCACAGAACCCCUAUAGAAACCCUAUAGAAACCCCAUAGAACCCCUAUAGCCCUAUAGAACCCCUAUAGAAACCCCGUAGAACCCCCAUAGCCCCAUAGAACCCCUAUAGAUACUCCAUAGAACCCCCAUAGCCCCACAGAACCCCUAUAGAAACCCCUAUAGAAACCCCUAUAGAAACCCC